This is a messenger RNA of Exophiala mesophila, 1074 nucleotides long. RefSeq lists its product as uncharacterized. Lineage: Eukaryota; Fungi; Ascomycota; Eurotiomycetes; Chaetothyriales; Herpotrichiellaceae. The record is from RefSeq and is a predicted model, not a curated record. Gene Ontology annotation, molecular function: zinc ion binding; L-iditol 2-dehydrogenase (NAD+) activity. Bases 1 to 1074 code for a protein of 357 amino acids. Gene Ontology annotation, biological process: D-sorbitol catabolic process. The transcript has 2 exons.
AUGUCGUCCCUCCAGAACCCAUCUAUCGUCCUCUAUGGACCCGGAGACGCCAGGUUCGAAGACCGGCCAGCGCCUCGCAUCACAGACCCCAUGGAUGCUAUCAUACGGAUCAAAUAUGUCGGUGUCCAUUUCUGGAACCACGGCGGCAUCGCCAACAAAGUAGUCACGCCCGAGCAUCCACUGACUAUCGGCCAUGAAGCAUCCGGCACGAUUCACGCCGUCGGCUCGGGCGUUACACACCUUAGACCCGGCGACAACGUGGCCAUUGAACCAGGUCGACCGUGCCGGGCCUGUGUGCGCUGCAAGGAGGGCAACUACAAUUUGUGUCCAGAUAUGGCGUUCGCCGCGUGCACGGCGCCUAAAACCCACGGCUGCCUUAGCAAAUACUUCAAAAUCCCCGCGGAUUUCUGCUACAAAUUGCCUCCAGACGUGCAUUUGAUCGAGGGCGUCCUGGCUGAGCCAUUGGCGGUUGCUGCCCAUGCCGUUAGGGCUGUUAAGAUCUCGUACGGCUCUACAUUGGUUGUCUUUGGAUCCGGCACUAUUGGCUUGUUGUGUGGAGCGGUGGCUCGAUUGUUUGGGGCAAAGACGGUGGUGUUGGUUGAUGUGCAAGAGUCAAAGUUGGAGUUUGCUCGCGGCUUCAUCCAUGGCGUUGGCACAUAUCUUCCCAAGGAGACUGUCUCGGUUGAGGAGCAUGCUGCCACAAUCAUGGAAGAAUUUGGUCUUGGGUUGGGCGCUGACGCAGUCAUUGAGGCUACCGGCGCUGAGACUUGUAUCCAGACGGGUGUGCGUGUCCUGAGACCUGGGGGUUCAUAUGUUCAGACGGGUCUGGGCAAGCCGAUUGUGAACUUCCCAAUUGUUGCAAUGAGCGAGAAGGAGAUACAUAUGCACGGUGCUUUUCGUUAUGGACCGGGAGAUUACCGGGUGGCUAUGAAUGUAUUGGAGGCUCGAUCUAUCCCCGUGAGAGAUCUCGUCUCAAAGACGUUCGAGUUUGAACGUGCGACCGAGGCCUGGGAAGCGACGAAACGGGGUCGGGGGAUCAAGAAUAUGAUUCGAGGGUAUGGCUAUCGAGAGUAG